CUGAUCGCUGCAGUGAGCUGAGAGCCCCAGACCGGCAGAGACCAACUGUCAUGAAAGACAAAGUGCUACAUGCCCAGAAUGGACACUCAUGUCCUCCAGCGGGGAAGCAGGUCAUCCAGUGCUUCAGAUGUGGGAAGUCAUGCAAAGGAGAGGUGCUGCGAGUCCAGAGUGGCUACUUCCACAUAAAGUGCUUCACAUGCAAAGUGUGCGGCUGCGACUUGGCUAAAAGUGGCUUCUUCAUGAAGAACGGGGACUUUCUCUGCCCGCUGGACUUCCAGCGACUCCACGGCACUCUGUGCAGCAACUGUGGGGAGUUUGUGGAGGGAGAGGUGGUCACGGUGUUGGGAAAGACUUACCACCCAGCCUGCUUUGUGUGCACCCUUUGCAAGCAGCCUUUCCCUGCUGGGGAUUGUGUCACCUUCAGUGGAAAAGAGUGCCUCUGUCAGCGCUGCAUCGAACCCGCGUCUCCUUCUCCUAAAGACGUCCGCCGCUCCAACAAUUGCGCCGGCUGUGGCAGAGACAUCAAGAACGGCCAGGCUCUGCUGGCUCUGGGUGGUCAGUGGCACCUGGGCUGCUUCAAGUGUAAAGCCUGCAGGAGAGUCCUGAGUGGAGAAUACAUCAGCAAAGAUGGCGUUCCCUACUGUGAGAGAGACUACCAGAUUCAGUUUGGGGUUCAGUGUCACGCAUGUCGCAAGUUCAUAACAGGAAAAGUCCUCGAGGCCGGAGACAAACAUUAUCACCCCAGUUGUGCAAGAUGCAGCAGAUGUGACAAAAUGUUCACAGAAGGAGAGGAGAUGUAUCUGCAUGGAUCGACAGUUUGGCAUCCAGACUGCAGAGACAGCAGCCGGACUGAGGACAGUUACAGGGUCCGCAGACCAAAAACACCCUCGCUUGAUUUCUUUUACCCCAAACAUGAACUGAAGCCCACUCGAUCAUCAUCUGAAAGCUCCAGCUCCAGACCAGGCUCAUGCACUCCAGGAAGUCCUGGUCGAAAUAUCUGUGCAAAAGUAGAUAAUGAGAUCAUUGAUUACAGAGACUUAGCAGCAAUUCCCAGAGUCAAGGCUAUAUAUGACAUAGAGCAUCCUGAUAUGAUAUCCUAUAAGUCUGUGAACGGCAACUCCUCUACUUUGGACGAAAAAGGCAACAGACAGGACAGGCAAAGUCCUGCAGAGUCGCCUGGAAACAUAUCUGAAACCAAGGAGGAGAGUUUGGAAAUGAGAAUCCCCAAAUCUCGAAGUCACGGAUCUUUUGGAGUUCACGCGCUGUACAACCGCCACAGCUACACUCCGACUCUGUCCAGGUCGCCUCAACACUUCCACCGACCAGGGCUGAUGCUUUCUCCCUCUUUACUCUCUGGCAACAAUGACACCUGCCCCACUUCUCCUUUAUGUCACCACUUUCUCUCUCAAACCAAAGCAGACGAAGGCUUCAACAUGUACAGGAGGCCUCCCAUUUAUAAACAGCAAGAUUCCAAUUCCUCCACGUCCCAGACGUCCUCUUUCCUUGGUUAUGGUCACAAUGAGCUUAAUCUGCCACAGUCAGAGUUUUCCCACUACAGCGAUGACAGAGUCAGAGAUUUCAAGCUCAUCCUCGACUGCCAACAUCUAUUAACACGACUGGACAGAGGAGUGUCUAUGCCUAAUUUGCUGGAACCAAAAGUCUACCCAUAUGAAGUUCUUGCAGUUACCAACAGAGGACGAGUGAAGCUUCCCAAGGAUGUCGACAGAACAAGACUUGAGCGUCACCUAUCCCCCGAUUCAUUCUUCGAGAUCUUUGGCAUGGAGAUUAAAGAAUUUGACAGACUUCCCCUUUGGAAACGUAAUGACAUGAAGAAGAGGGCAAACCUCUUCUGAAAGAUGCCAUAACGCAGACUUUAACUCUUCUCUUGAUAUGCAGUAUACAAGUUCUGAUUAACCUUUUUGUUUAUUUCAUUGCAUUUAGCACAACAAAUAGCACUAUUUUACCUGAGAACGAGACAGAUCACAACUUUCCAGGGACACAACACUGUGUUUCCUGUGAGUCUCUGUAGACUGGAACACCUCAGAACACAAGAACUCAUCUAAGCUCGGGUGAUAGAGACACAUUAUUCGUGUAAGUCAGCUCUGUGUCCCCAUUAAUUAUGUUCAUAUUGGACAAGUCAUCUGUAUACAAUUUAUGAGC
Stegastes partitus (bicolor damselfish) is the source of this 2160-nucleotide messenger RNA. RefSeq names its product actin-binding LIM protein 1-like. Lineage: Eukaryota; Metazoa; Chordata; Actinopteri; Pomacentridae. The coding region runs from base 51 to 1853 and encodes 600 amino acids. The record is from RefSeq and is a predicted model, not a curated record. Gene Ontology annotation, biological process: cilium assembly; lamellipodium assembly; cytoskeleton organization. Gene Ontology annotation, cellular component: stress fiber; actin cytoskeleton. The transcript is spliced from 21 exons. Gene Ontology annotation, molecular function: actin filament binding.